UUUCUAAACGAUGUCGUUUCAUCCACUUUGUAAAUUUAUCAUUCAUGACAUAGGUUGACCAAGACUGAAACUGGGGAAAUCCGGGAGAGAAAAUAAGCAGAAUGGAUCCUAAACUCUGGCACAAAAUCGCUGCUGUAUCAGGUGUAGCAGCACUUGGGUUAGGCACUUACGGCGCUCAUGUCUUCAAGCCCAAAAACCCCACUUACAAAGAGGUUUGGCAAACGGCUUCUCUGUAUCAUUUGGUUCACACGGCUGCUAUUCUUGCUGCGCCAAUCACUAAACAUCCUAACAUUUUUGGAGGCCUCUUGACCACUGGAAUUAUUGCUUUCUCUGGGACGUGCUAUACUGUGGCUUUACUUGAGGACCGUAAGUACUCUACACUCGCACCUUUUGGUGGCUUUGCAUUUAUUGCUGCUUGGGCAAGCUUGCUUUUCUAAGGAUUUCACCGUUACCUUCAUUUAUCUUAUGCAUCGGACUAGAACAUUAUCUGAAGGAAUCUCUUCUGAUAUAUGCCAAGCCUUUGGUUUAUAAGUAAGACUGUGGAUUUUAAUACAGAAGUGUUAACAGCGCCAUUGUAUGUAACUUAAUGCCCUGCUGUUGUUUGCGGAUCUUGGAAUCUUGUUCUGCAAUUUCAUUUUCAGUUUAUAUGUAAUCCCAAUAAUUUGUGAAUUUAAUACAAUUCUUGUACAAGAAAAAAUUUAUGCAUUUUGAAAUAAUGAAGCUCAUGCCUACAGUAGUUUUGGGGAA
Mangifera indica (mango) is the source of this 747-nucleotide messenger RNA. Its product is annotated as transmembrane protein 256 homolog. The record is from RefSeq and is a predicted model, not a curated record. Lineage: Eukaryota; Viridiplantae; Streptophyta; Magnoliopsida; Sapindales; Anacardiaceae. The transcript has 5 exons. The coding region runs from base 102 to 437 and encodes 111 amino acids.